Phlebotomus argentipes is the source of this 3562-nucleotide messenger RNA. Its product is annotated as membralin. Lineage: Eukaryota; Metazoa; Arthropoda; Insecta; Diptera; Psychodidae. The transcript is spliced from 10 exons. The coding region runs from base 234 to 2786 and encodes 850 amino acids. The record is from RefSeq and is a predicted model, not a curated record. Gene Ontology annotation, cellular component: endoplasmic reticulum. Gene Ontology annotation, biological process: positive regulation of ERAD pathway; response to endoplasmic reticulum stress.
GUGAGCUGUCAGAUUCAGCUGAAUGUAUCAGUGAUUUUUUGGUAUUUUGUGGUGAAAAUAAAUUCAAUUUUAUGCAUGAUAUGGUGACGGAAUAAAUAAAUAACCAACACAUUUCGCUACUGAGACUCACAGAGAUAAGGCACAGGUGACGAGGAGUCUCAUCCACGCGACAUCCCCCGAGAAGCCACACAAGAGACUUUGACGGACAGGGAAGAGGCGACACCAGAAGCGGCAUGACGGAUGCAAAUGUUUUGCCUCCGGGAGUGAAUCCGGAGAACAAUGCCAUUCCGGGUGUUCCGCUCAUCAACAACAACAACAACAAUCGGCCAAGGAACAACAACCAGAACUCACUGAUGAACGUGCGAGAUCGCCUGUUCCACGCCCUCUUCUUCAAGACUGCCCUGGCCUAUGCCCAAGCGAUACCCAAACCAAUGCGACGUGCCAUUGAACUGCUGAUGCUGCUGAAGGCGCUCACGGCGCUGUUCAUUCUCGUGUACAUUCACAUCACCUUCUCACAGACGCCGGCCACGUGCCUGGAGCACGUGAAGGGCGAGUGGCCGCGCGACGGCAUUCUGCGCGUGGAGAUCCUGAAGAACGCGCCGCCGGCGGCGAAGCUGCCGGAAGUGGAGGAGAGCGAGCUGACGCUGAUGCGGAACAACCAUCGCGAAGGCCUGGUGAGCAUCGAUCCGUCCACGACGCUGCCGCACGAGGAGUCAAACGGCGGGGCGGCGGCCGUGGAGGCGGACAAGGAGCCGCCGCCGCCGGACAACGACAGCCACAGCGCCGCGACGGAGUACGUGAAGGUGUACAUUGAGACGCAGAUGGUGAUGAUGGAGCGCACGAAGUUCGACAGUCUCUUCUCGGAUGUGUCCAAAGGCCUGCUGGGCGGCAAUGAGGAGGAGGAGGGCGGCGCCGAGGGUGAACUGGAGACGUCCGAUGAGGAUUCGAUCGUGUAUGCCAAUCAGACGCUCAACGACUCCGCCAUUGCGGCUGCGGAGGAGGAGAAGGAGGGCGAGCUGCGGUCCAGUGUGCCGGAGGUGGAGAAGCUGGUGAAUGCCGUGUGGCUGGAGGAUCAGUACAUUGUGGAGUACUCGCUGGAGUAUGGAUUUCUGCGCUUGUCAUCCACCACGCGACAGCGACUGAAGAUUCCCGUGUACACUGUGACGCUGGAUCCGGAGAAGGACAAGUGCUUCGGCGAUACCUUCAGUCGAUUCAUCCUGAAGGAGUUUCUGGGCUACGAUGAUCUCCUGAUGGCGUCGGUGAAAGUGCUGGCGGAGCAGGAAGACAACAAGGGAUACUUGAGGAAUGUCGUGACUGGGGAACACUAUCGAUUUGUGUCGAUGUGGUGGAUGGCCAGAGGCUCUUAUCCGGCCGCCUUCUUCAUAAUGCUCCUCUUCACUGUCUCCAUUUCAAUGCUGCUGAGGUAUUCACAUCAUCAAAUCUUCGUCUUUAUAGUGGAUCUGCUGCAGAUGCUGGAGUUUAAUGUUUCCGUGCGAUUCCCGGCUGCGCCGCUGCUCACGGUGAUCCUGGCACUAGUUGGAAUGGAGGCGAUUAUGUCAGAGUUCUUCAAUGACACCACCACGGCUUUCUACAUUAUUCUCGUUGUUUGGAUGGCAGAUCAAUAUGAUGCCAUUUGUUGCCAUACUUCACUGACAAAGAGACACUGGCUGAGAUUCUUCUACCUCUACCAGUUCUCAUUCUACGCCUAUCACUAUCGAUUUAAUGGACAAUAUAGCAGUCUGGCGCUCGUCACCUCAUGGCUUUUUAUACAGCACUCAAUGGUGUACUUCUUCCACCACUACGAGCUGCCUGUGAUUAUACACCAGGCUCAGUUGCAGCAGUUGCUGAUGAGGUCCCGACAGCAGGGUGGGCAGAAUGGACAGCAGGCGGCCGCGGGCGCAAAUGCGGCCGCGGCGGCGGCGGCCAAUGGGAAUGCGCAGGGUGGUGGCAAUGGUGCGGCAAGAGUGGUGGGACAGGCGGCCGGAGAGGCGGCAAGACGCCAGGCGGAGCCGCCGGUGAAUCGUCAGAAUGACAACAACAACAAUAACCACAACUUCUUGACUAAUGUGACGUAUCUGGCCAGAAGGCUUCCUGUGCCCGGCCUAAGGAAUCGCGAUGAGACGCCCGUGAUGCGGACACUGCGGAACAUUAUGGCCAAUACAAUUCUCGGUGGCCUGAUCAAUAACAACGAGAACAACAACAAUCCGCGAAUUCGUGUGGUGAAUUUGGGGAAUUUGCAGCGAAUAACACUUGGCAGAAUUGCCAUAACGCCCUCAACUGUGCAGAAUGAGACACAGACAACGGGUGAUGAGGCGACAGAAGAGACAGCAAACAGCUCGAGUGCAUCAGCUGCAGAUGCGGUCAGUGAUGAGGGUGGAUCGCAGAGUAAUUUUCAGCGCAACUUCGAGGAGAAUAAUUACAUUUUUCCCACUGAGACGACAACGACGACGGCCACGGAGGAAAAUCCCGCGGUGAAUUCGCAAAAUCAGGUGGCGAAUGGGGUGGUUGAUGAUGUGGGGGUGGUGAAGGCGCCCAGCAGCUCAGAUGCCGUCGUCUAUGUGGCACAAUCGAUCGGUGGAGUCUCAAAUUCGCAUUCACCGAGUCCAGACGCCAAAUUAAAUUCCACGGAAGGGAAUUCCCACGCGGAAAUUUAUAGUGCAAAUAAUGAUGUUUCGGGAAAUUAUGAUUCCGCCGCCGGCUCGACGUCCGUCGAGUGUGCUAGAGAUCGGGGAGCCAGAGAUGCGCUCCACUUACAUCCGCCCGAUGGGGCGUCGAGUGAUGCAUAAGGGCUGAACACGCGGACGAGAUGUGUGUUUCUGUGUUUAUGUGUGAGUGAUGCACUUCUGAUCAUCUUAAUUUGCUAAAAAAACAAAAAGAAACCUUUUUUUCCUGUACAUACAAAGAUGAUUGAGAGAAUGAAUGAGCUUUUUGCGUGUGAAUCCUGAGAGAAUGAUUGUGACUGAGAUUUAUGUGAAGGAGAAUUUUUGAUUCUAUAUAUAUAUAUAUACUUCUUUCGUUUAUGGCGAUGGGUUUGCUGGAGAAAAAUCAAAAAAAAUCAAGAAAUUUUGUAAGGCGUUUAUUGAGUGUAAAGAAAAAAAACAGCGGAGUGUAGAAAAAAACCCUCCGUGUUGAGAUAUUGAAGAAUUUGUGAUCAUUUUUAUCCCCCCUUUUUGUGCGUUUAGGAAGAAUGUUAAUUUUUGCUGCGUUUCUCAAAAGCUCAAGUUUCUGGUUCUUUUUCCCCCUUGUUUAGCUCCCUUUUUUACCUCUUUUGUACAUAUGUUUCUUUGGAAUGUCGCUCAAGCCCGAUGUCCUUUGUCGCGAGGGUGUGUUCAGGUUUUUCUUUCUUUUUGAGUGGACAAAGCUUGUCUGAUUGCAACAGAUGGGAUCACUUUGUGGCGCUGAUGUCGUCAUUUUGAGAGAGAAAAAAAAUGGGAGGAAGAAAUCGAGCAGAAGAGUAGAGAAGGAGAUAGAAAUUGUGUAUAAUUAUAUUUAUGAGAGUAGUUUGUAAAGCAACAAUUCUGUAAUGAAUUAUACUUGAAGACAGAAGUAAAGUCAAUAAAAG